GUUGCAAGCUGGUCGAACUGCAGCGACGGGUGCGGUCGCGGUUUGCGCCAGCGCCGCGUCCUUUGCUCAGGUGGGCGGGAUGACCUUUGUAUCGCCCUGCCACGGCCGGCGGAUGCAGAGGUUUGCGAUGAAGCCGCCAGGCCGCAGCUUGGCGCUGGCUGUGGCUGGCAGGUGGGCCCUUGGGGAGCCUGUGGCGCCGACUGCGCACCCCGUGGACGCGAGGUCACCUGCGGCGGCAAUGGCUCCGCCCUGGGCGUUUGCUUCGGUCGGAAGCCGGCCGAGGCCGAAGCUUGCCAGGAAGAGGCGUGCACCGCGCCAGCCCCUGGCAACGAAACUAGCGCCAGGUUCUCCCUGCAGUUCCUUAUGGACUCGGCCAUGACACCGGAGCUAUUGGGCAACGUCGUGGAUGGAGCCAGGAAGGCCAUAACAGGGCUGUGGGAGUUGCAGUCUCUCUGUUUUUCCCCCUGA
Molecule: messenger RNA, 468 nt
Organism: Symbiodinium necroappetens
Lineage: Eukaryota; Dinophyceae; Suessiales; Symbiodiniaceae
Source: the annotation of a GenBank genome assembly